This is a messenger RNA of Phaeodactylum tricornutum CCAP 1055/1, 1154 nucleotides long. RefSeq lists its product with no specific name. The record is from RefSeq and is a predicted model, not a curated record. Lineage: Eukaryota; Bacillariophyta; Bacillariophyceae; Surirellales; Neidiaceae. The transcript has a single exon. Bases 282 to 1154 code for a protein of 290 amino acids.
CUUUCUACUUUGCUUUGUUUUCAAAGUACAGGAGUGAGGAAAAGACCCUGAUUCAACUCUCCUGCUUUACAGCUUUUGUAUCCGGGCUUGCGAUGCCUACAGCAGAAUCUCAAUAUCUGAUCCAGUGUCGAGCGAUCCCAUAAAGUGUCGCGCUCUCGCAGGACACCAAGGCACAAGACUACACAAGGACUUGGGACUUACCCAAUUCUAUCAAUUGCAUCUGUACAAGCCUUAAGGCAGCGUUUGUUAAUCAAUCCAUAUCCAACAAUCAAGGCGCGGCGAUGAGGCCGCUGCGCCACAAGCGAACGUCGACGGCCGAUAGUUGGUCCACCGUAUCGGAAUUCACCCUAUACAAAGGAGAGUCAACGAUCCCCGAACACGAGAUCCGGCGGACAGCACCACUUCACGGCAGUACAGACCCGUCCGCAGUGGCGCCAGUGAGUGAUGUACAGGCUCUAGAGAUUGAAAAUUCGACAUUCUCGUCGCCCUCUUCAUCUAGCGAAAUUCUGCAAAGUCAAUACCGUUCUUGGACAUUUCGAGGUAUUGCUGAAGCUAGUUGGAAGAAUGUGGCGCUAGCUACGAAUCAAUCAAGUGAAGGAACAGUUUCCGAUGGUUUGUGUCGAUCCGCAACACCACAUGCAUCGAGACGAAGGCUGGGUUUACUGCAAAAAUCGUCUUGGUUGACCCACUCUAGUAAUACCACCUCGUCACACCGAAAGGAAGACGAAUCGCAAGGUCAUUUUCGAGACUCUGACUGGACAGCCCCUGAUUCUAGUUAUGGCGCUGCGAUACCAAUUUUUGGAUGGAUACCGAAAAGUAUUCGAAGGCUGAUCGAGACCACAAUGAUCGCUGCUAUGGUUCUAACUCUGGUAUACUUGGUUGUCACGACGUCGAUCCGUGUAUCAGAAGAGUCCGGUCACAUCAACAAUUCGACCAACGCUAAAAAUAAUGCCGAUAGCCUCUAUCUCGAUGAUGAUCGGUAUAUCGAGUACACCUCGCAGAACAAUAAUGACGAUGCUGUCAUGCCAAAUUACACGAACGGCAGCGACGAAGAUUACUCUUACGACGACGACGACACCAACGGGAACGGCGAUGACGACUACUACGGGGCUCGUCGUCUUGUGUUGAGAAGACCACCAGAAGCCAUUCCCUAG